Trachemys scripta elegans is the source of this 3247-nucleotide messenger RNA. It is a transcript of the gene PRRG3, whose product is annotated as proline rich and Gla domain 3. The transcript is spliced from 3 exons. NCBI's taxonomy places the organism in Eukaryota, Metazoa, Chordata, Testudines, Emydidae. The coding region runs from base 1576 to 2262 and encodes 228 amino acids. Gene Ontology annotation, molecular function: calcium ion binding. Gene Ontology annotation, cellular component: extracellular region. The record is from RefSeq and is a predicted model, not a curated record.
UGUUACUCAACUUGUGUUGAGGUGGUGCCUUGGGCCCUGAUGCAUUACUGGGGCCCCUAUGUGCCAGGUGCUGUACAAACUCAGAAUGGAUGGUCCCUGCCCCAAACAGCUUACAUUCUGUGGGCAGGAGCUCUCAGUGGGGGGUAAAGGGGGUGUUUCUUCCUUCAUGUGGCUGGUGUAUUCACCCUAAAGCUAGCAGGUGCCAGGUGCAGUUUUCAAGCCUGUAGCACAGUAUCUAUGUGCUGUGGAGAUCGGCUUUGAUCUAGCACCUCUGGGUGAAGAAAUCUUGUUUAUUUCUCACCCUCUGGGUUGGCUCUGGGCUCCUGGCCAUCUGGCUCAUCUUUCAUUUUAUGGACAUGGUUCUGUAUGCACCCAGGUGUUCAAACUCUCUUCUUCAAGGGCCUGAUUCUGUGAGGUGGUUGAGCAUCCUCAAUUCCUACUGCCUUAGGGAGCUGAGAUCACCCCAAGCAGUCUACAUGAGAGAGGCUAUACUAGUAGCUAUGCUAAUAGAGCCACCUAGAGGAGAUGUGGCAUAAAGAGAUCUUUAGUCCAAACGACAUAAACUAUGCUGGUAAAAGGACUUGUGCUGGCGUAGCAGCAUCUACAUGGAGGUUUUUGGCAGCCUGGCUGUGUUGGUCAGUGGUGUGGAUUUUUUCACACCCCUGCCCUACAUAACUAUUCCAGGAAAACUUUGUGGUAUAGACCUGGCCUCAGCAGGUUGCAGGAUUGGGCUGUAAAUUCUCAGACCAGUAAGGCUCCUAAGUGCACACUGUGGGUUUAGACUGGCUGGCAGAGCUUUCCUGGCCACGUCAGAGGCGCUGGCCUUGGGGUGAAGGGUAGUUAAUGUUAGGGCAGCGGAUUUUGGACGUAGCCUGGCAGUGAACUAUAAAGUCUGCUGUGGUGGGGAGAGGUUGUAAAGCACUUUGCAAGCCUGCAUGUUCUAUGCCUCUUGUCCACCAGCCUGAGGCUAGAUGAUAUGAAGCAGCCAGUUAAUGUGUGGGGACCGGAGUGUGCUACAUCUCUCCUGCAUGAUGUGAUGGAGCAGAAGCCAUGGGGGUGUUUUUACCCUCUUCUACUGAAGUGGGGCACAUUUGUUCACUGAGAGACAAGGAUGCCCUGAGCUGACUGACGGGAAUCCCCAUAGGCCUCGUGGCCUGCUUCUUGGGCACUCUGGGGUUAUGCAGAGCCGCUGAUAUGCUCUGUCUUGAAACCGGGAGAUCUUGGGGCAGAUCAGAUGCCGAAUGGAUAUGUGGGGUGGGAGGGCUGAAAGCGGGUUGGAUGAGCUGGCGAGGGCCAGCUGCCAUUCUGUGACGUGUGGUGUGUACCAAAGGAGCCUGGAGGCAGUAUUGGGUGGGUCAUGGUUUCCUGUAGAGAUGAUGGGUAUAUAGAGCUCAGCUGGAACCUGCAGCAGGCUGCCCAGGCUCCAGAAAAAGCCAUCUUUCCCCAUGGAUCAGUCCCUGCUACUCGUGUGACCAAGGGCUUGGAACCAAGGGCCUGCGACUUUGAAUGCUCCAUGACUCUCCCAUUUUCUUCCCAACAGGUAGGUGAGAGCCCUGAGUGUCUGAGCAAGGCAGCAUGGCAAUGUUCCUGGGGGCCAAGAACGCCCACUCAAUUCUCAAACGCUUCCCCCGGGCCAACAGCUUCCUGGAGGAGUUCCGCCAGGGCACCAUCGAGCGGGAGUGCAUCGAGGAGAUCUGCAGCUAUGAGGAGGUCAAGGAGGUGUUUGAGAACAAGGAGAAAACGAUGGAGUUCUGGAAAGGAUACACCAACUCCAUAUACUCCGUCAAGGACCCCGGGCAGGGCACGGAGCGCUCAGAUGCCAUGUAUGUGGUGGUGCCUCUCCUGGGAGUGGCUCUGCUCAUAGUCAUUGCCCUGUUCAUCAUCUGGAGGUGUCAGCUACAGAAGGCCACGCGUCACCGUCCCUCAUACGCCCAGAACCGCUACUUGGCCAGCCGAGCGGGCCGCAGCCUCCCCAGGGUCAUGGUGUACCGAGAGACCUCUCACAGCCAGGGGGAAGGCCAGUCCCAGCGCGAACCAGGCACCAGGGUGCCUGCUGAUGGCAGAGCAGGAGGCACUCUUUAUCCUCCGGAGCACUCCUUCUCCAUCCUCUCCAGACUGUCUAGCGCCACCCCUCCCCCUUCCUAUGAGGAGGUGACCGGUCACCCGGAGAGCAGCAGUGGUGAGGAAACCUGCAUCUCCUACAACGACCCACCGCCCAAAUACGAAGAGAUAGUGGGUGUGGCCCCUGCCUUGGGCAAAUAGCGGUGCUAGCUCCCUGCGCCUGGACCCUCCUUUUGGUGUGAUUCUCUCUCUCACUUUUACUAGACGAUGCCAUCACGGAAAAGCCUUACCUUCUUCGCUCACCAAAAAUAACCGUCUCUAACGGGGAGGUGGCACCAGAGUCCAGGCUGGGGUGCAGCGGAGAGCAGCCACCGAUGCAAGAAGGCACAAGCCCUGGAAAUCCUCUCUCUCCUGCAGCCACAAGCCAGCUCGCACAGGCUCUGCAUGGAGAGAGACCAGCCCCCGAGAGGCACCCUGGCAGGUUAUGUUAGGUUCCUUGGUGCCCAUGAUCACUGGGGUGAAGGGAUCUCAUAGCAGUGGAGUUCCUCUCCCUGUAUCCCAGCAAAGCCCCAUUUCUUUUUGUAGUGGGAAGAGCAGAGCAGCAUGAACAAAACCUUCCCGAGGGGCAAGAGGUGCUUCCUGCCCACCCCAAACAGCUCUGCCCGUGUGACAUGGCACUCACAGAAGCGGGGAGGGGUGCUCUGUGGAGCUCCAGGCUGCGAGAAGGGAGAAUGGCCUUGCCAGCCCUUUCCCAUAAGUGCCGUAACAGCAGGAGAUGAGUGGCAGAUUGUCGCUGGCCCUGUGGGGUUCUCGUCGGUGUGUUCAAUCCAAAAAAUAGGUGUAGUGUCGUCCUGUGUUUGAAACAGCUGCACUGCUGCCUCGGCAUCCACCUCAGCCCCACUGCGUAUGCACACGCUGUCCCCGGCACCCAUGACGCUGAGACGCCCGUAGACAUGGGACCAGCAGUCAGACAGACAGGACCUUUUCAAUGUUUCUUGCAACAUCCAUCAAUGGAGCCGAUGAUGGUAUGUGCCUCAGCAAUCCUGUUGUUCCUACAUCUGGACGAGGUCCUGUUUUCCCUGCAUCUGGACUGUGGGAUCUUUGUUCUGGGAGAGGGUAGGGGAUGGUCCUGGCUAUUUCACUGCUCACUUGUUUAGCACUAAUAUUUUAUUUUGCCUUUGGAAGA